AUGCCGAAAGAAUUUUCGUUAGAAUUUAAGCAAUUGGCAUUUUCUAUUAUUGAUUUUAUUGAAAAAGAAAAGAAUGGUCCAUCAAUACCUCUUAAUAAUGUUACAGACCGUCUUGUAGCAAUACUUGGCAUUUCAAGAAGAUCAGUUUUUGUGUUAAAAAGUGAAAUGAAACAAUUGAAGGAAGACCAAGAAGAGUUUGUUAGAUUUACUCGUUCGUCAAGUACCUCGUUAUCACCAACGCCAUUAUCACCAGCCAAACGCUCAGGUCGUCCAAAAGCACAAUUAACAAAUUUUGAAAAAGAUACAAUUAGAUUAACAUUUCAUCUAUUAUUGAAAGAUAAAAUGUAUCCUACUGUUGAAAAUUUAUUAUCAACUUUGUUAAGUCAAUAUCCUGAAUUUCCAAUAUAG
Messenger RNA from Rotaria sp. Silwood2, 408 nucleotides. NCBI's taxonomy places the organism in Eukaryota, Metazoa, Rotifera, Eurotatoria, Philodinida, Philodinidae. The record is from the annotation of a GenBank genome assembly.